Messenger RNA from Thunnus maccoyii (southern bluefin tuna), 1455 nucleotides. RefSeq names its product fibroblast growth factor 14-like. Bases 471 to 1226 code for a protein of 251 amino acids. Gene Ontology annotation, biological process: positive regulation of cell population proliferation; regulation of cell migration; positive regulation of gene expression. The record is from RefSeq and is a predicted model, not a curated record. Gene Ontology annotation, molecular function: fibroblast growth factor receptor binding; growth factor activity. Gene Ontology annotation, cellular component: cytoplasm. The transcript has 5 exons. NCBI's taxonomy places the organism in Eukaryota, Metazoa, Chordata, Actinopteri, Scombriformes, Scombridae.
CAGCGGAACACAAAACGGACAGAGGAGAGAGGACAGAAUUGCUUUAUUAUUGCAUUAUUCUCCCUUUUCAGAGGUUUUGUGUUUGGUCUCGCCUGUUGACCAUGGGAAGACAAACUGACAAACGGGGUCCGGUAAAAUCGGUUGGAGGAGCCGUUCAGUGACAGCUGCUGUUAUCUGACUGACAGACAGACCGGUGAAACGUGACGGACAGGUAAACCGCUGUGCGUUUCUAAUCAAUGGCCUGGGGAAUAACGGCAACAGAAAAUAUGCUGUAAGGUGAAGUGGUGUGUUUAUUCUGGACUUUACCGCGUUGUGGCUGAAGUAUGGGGCCGUUAUAGCCGGUAAAGCGGAGACUGGAGGUUUGUGUCUGGUUUUGUCUGCGCUCCGUCCCCUCCGGUGGACACAACUGAAGAGACUGGAGACACGGACGGAGACAGGGCUGGUUUUGUGUCGGCUGUUUCGGCAGAGACAUGGCAGCGGCCAUCGCCAGCGGUUUGAUCCGGCAGAAGCGACAGGCGAGAGAGCAACACGCCCACCGACCGACUGCUCACCGGCGGCGGAAGAGCCCCGGUAAGAAGCAGGGGCUGUGCAACGGGAACCUGGUCGACAUCUUCUCCAAAGUCCGGAUAUUUGGCUUGAAGAAGAGGAGGCUACGGAGACAAGAACCACAGCUGAAGGGCAUAGUGACCAGGUUGUUCUGCAGGCAGGGCUUCUAUCUCCAGAUGGGCCAGGAUGGAAGUAUGGACGGGACCAAAGACGACAGCACCAACUCCUCUCUGUUUAACUUAAUUCCUGUGGGUCUGAGAGUCGUGGCCAUCCAAUCAGUCAAGACCGGCCUCUACAUCGCCAUGAACGGAGAGGGUCACCUCUACUCCUCGGAACUGUUUACAGCGGAGUGUAAGUUUAAGGAGUCGGUGUUUGAGAACUACUAUGUGAUCUACAGCUCGAUGCUCUACAGACAGAAGGAGUCGGGCCGGGCCUGGUUUCUGGGCCUCAAUAAAGAAGGACAGGCCAUGAAGGGCAACAGGGUCAAAAAGACUAAACCAGCUGCACACUUCCUGCCUAAACCUAUAGAAGUUGCGAUGUACCGAGAGCCUUCGUUGCAUGACGUAGGGGAGGCGGUGCCUAAACUCGCCGGGGGCCCGCCUUCCAAAAGCACAACCAGCGAACCGGUGGUCAUGAAUGGCGGCAAGCCAGUCAACAAACCCGACAAGGAGGAGACAUAACCCUGCCCCCCUUUACCCUCACCUGGCCAACCAGAAGCCAGGAAAAGCCAGAGACUCGCCCCACUGCUGCACUCUCAAAAAAAAAUUAAAAAAAUAAAACUGCAACAAAGGUAACAAAACAAACAGCUCAAGUUCUGACUGGUCAGCAGUGGGGCCGCGCGUCCCGCCUCACCUCUCUCUCCCUAUUGGACGGAUCCGGUGUUGUGGGGCAGGGCCAGAGGACGGAGCG